AUGCCGUUGGGCCUCAAGAAUGGUGGUGCUACCUACAUGAGAGCUAUGACGACCAUUUUUCACGACAUGAUUCAUAAGGAGAUUGAAGUGUAUGUGGAGGACUUCAUAAUUUACUCCCGCGAGAGUUCGGACCACUUGACACAUCUAAGGAAAUUCUUUGAUCAUUUGCGUGGCUACGACUUGAAGUUAAAUCCCGCCAAAUGCGCUUUUGGAGUUCCAGCCGGAAAGUUAUUGGGAUUUAUAGUCAGUAAAAGGGGUAUUGAGCUCCACCCUUCUAAGAUUAAAGCAAUUCAAGAGAUACCUCCACCGAACACGAUAAAAGAGUUGUUGAAGAAAGAUGCCCCAAUAAAGUGGACUGAAGAGUGUCAGACUGCUUUUGAUGCUAUCAAGAACAAUUUUUCUAAUCCACCGGUAUUGGUUCCUCCGCGAGAAGGGAGUCCUUUGUUGCUAUACUUAUCUGUCUCAGAUAGCGUAUUCGGAUGCAUGGAUCAACCGAAGUAUAUCUUCAAGAAGGCGAUGCCGACCCAAAAGUUAGCUAAGUGGGAAAUGUUGUUGAGUGAAUUUGACAUUGUGUAUGUGACUCAGAAAGCGAUAAUGGCACAGGAUUUGGCUGAUCGUCUUGUAGAAAAUCCCGUUAAUGAAGAAUUCUACGUCCAACCAAAAAAAGUGGAUACGGCGCAUCGCACUCAAUUUCGGAGAAAUCCUGUACAGGAGGACUCCAAACUUAGUCUUCUAAGAUGCGUGGAUGCACUUGAAGCUGUGAAGCUUAUUGAACAGAUACAUGCUGGAGUUUGUGCCACGCAUAUGAAUGGGCUCACUUUGGCAAGAAAGAUUGUUCGAGCCGGAUAUUUCUUGAUGACUAUGGAGAAUGAUUGUUGCAAGUUCAGAAUACAAGAGUCGAUCAUUACUGAUAAUGGUACAAAUCUUAACAGUCACUUUAUGAGAGAUAUAUAUGAGCAAUUCAAGAUUACUCACAAGAAUUCAACCGCUUAUUGUACCCAAAUUAAUGGAGUUGUGGAGGCCGCCAAUAAGAAUAUCACGAAGAUUCUGAGGAAGAUGAUUGACAAUCACCGAGAAGCAGUCAUACCUGCUGAAGUCGAAAUACCAUCUUUGAGAAUCAUCCAAGAAGUUGAGCUAAGUAAUUCUGAAUGGGUCAGUAAGAGGAUUGAUCAACUAACUUUGAUUGAUGAGAAGAGAAUGGUUGUCAUCUGUCAUGGUCAGUUGUAUAGACAGAGAAUGAUUCGUGCCUUUCACAAGAGAGUGAAAGCUAGAAUUUUCGAAGUUGGUCAGUUGGUUCUUAAGCGCAUUUUUCCUCAUCAAGAUGAGUACAAAGGAAAGUUCGCAUCAAUCUGGCAAGGUCCUUACAUGGUUCGUAAAGUAUUAUCUAGAGGUGCUUUGGUCCUGUCGGAGAUGGAUGGCACCGCAUAG
Messenger RNA from Solanum lycopersicum (tomato), 1428 nucleotides. The record is from RefSeq and is a predicted model, not a curated record. Lineage: Eukaryota; Viridiplantae; Streptophyta; Magnoliopsida; Solanales; Solanaceae.